This is a messenger RNA of Oryzias melastigma (Indian medaka), 959 nucleotides long. RefSeq names its product GTP-binding protein Rheb. The record is from RefSeq and is a predicted model, not a curated record. Gene Ontology annotation, molecular function: GTPase activity; GDP binding; GTP binding. The transcript has 7 exons. Gene Ontology annotation, biological process: small GTPase-mediated signal transduction. Lineage: Eukaryota; Metazoa; Chordata; Actinopteri; Beloniformes; Adrianichthyidae. Gene Ontology annotation, cellular component: plasma membrane. Bases 63 to 587 code for a protein of 174 amino acids.
GGCCCAUCAGCAUCCGCGGAGGCCUGCGCGCACGCGCCCGCUCAUUAUGGGAUGUUUAGGGGAUGCUGUCUGUUUGCUCCGCAGGAAAGUCUUCUCUGACCAUCCAGUUCGUGGAGGGCCAGUUCGUGGACUCCUACGACCCCACCAUAGAGAACACAUUUACCAAAAUGAUCACCAUAAACGGACAGGAGUACCACCUCCAGCUGGUGGACACGGCAGGUCAGGAUGAGUACUCCAUCUUCCCGCAGACUUACUCCAUAGACAUCAAUGGUUACAUUCUGGUCUACUCCGUAACCUCUAAUAAAAGCUUUGAAGUUGUUCAAGUUAUCCAUGAAAAACUCUUGGAUAUGGUGGGAAAAGUUCAAGUUCCUAUCAUGCUCGUUGGUAAUAAGAACGACCUGCACAUGGAACGGGUCAUCAGCUGUGAGGAGGGAAAAGCGCUGGCUGAGUCCUGGAACGCCGCCUUCAUGGAGUCCUCGGCUAAAGAGAACCAGACGGCGGUGGAAGUUUUCCGGAGGAUGAUCCUGGAGGCAGAAAAGAUGGACGGCAGCGUGCAGCCGGGGAAAACCUCUUGCGCUGUGAUGUAGCGCCGUCUAGUCAACACACAGGACACUGCACUGGGAUAUCCCGUUACUUGAAGGCGAGCCGGCAACCCUCCCCUCCGCUGACUCCUCCCACAGAGCCCCAAUACCCAAUAGUGUCUCUCAGCCCACUGCUAUUUAUCAGUGUUCACCUCUGUCAUUGUCAGCAUUUGUUUGGUGAGAUGGAGGGUGCGUGCAUACUACCCACAAUCCCUCAUGUCUCUGCUUGGAGCUGAUGCAGAGGGAUCAGAUGUUGUUCUGAGGCGUCUGCAUCCGCCGAGCAGCUCUUUUUCUACUCCCCCAACCCAUUUUCUAAAGUUCAAGAUGUUGUACAAACUGUUUUUGAUUGUAAUCAUUAAAGUGAGACGUGGUUCUGUA